CACCAGGACUACAAUUCCCACAGUGCUCCACGGCAGAACCGCCGCCGCCGCGGCUCCGGUUGGAGCCACGUCGGCUCCGCUGGGUGAGGCCGGGCCCGUGCCGGGCUGCCGGAGUCUGCAGGACCCGGGCUUGUUACAGCGGUUCUGCCCCUCAGAACGCGGACAUGGCGGCCGAGAAGGACCAGCAGAAGGAAGCCGAGGCGGAAGGGCUGAGCGCCACGACACUGCUGCCGAAACUGAUCCCUUCCGGCGCCGGCCGUGAGUGGCUGGAGAGGCGCCGCGCGACCAUCCGGCCCUGGGGCUCCUUCGUGGACCAGCGGCGCUUCUCGAGGCCUCGCAACCUGGGCGAGCUGUGCCAGCGCCUCGUACGCAAUGUGGAGUUCUACCAGAGCAACUAUGUGUUCGUGUUCCUGGGCCUCAUCCUGUACUGUGUGGUGACGUCCCCCAUGCUGCUGGUGGCUCUGGCUGUCUUCUUCGGCGCCUGUUACAUCCUCUAUCUGCGCACGCUGCAGUCCAAGUUUGUGCUGUUUGGCCGAGAGGUGAGCCCAGCCCAUCAGUACGCUCUGGCUGGGGGAGUCUCCUUUCCCUUCUUCUGGCUGGCUGGUGCGGGCUCGGCCGUCUUCUGGGUCCUGGGAGCCACCCUUGUGGUCAUUGGCUCGCACGCCGCCUUCCACCAGAUCGAGGCUGUGGACGGGGAAGAACUGCAGAUGGAGCCCGUGUAAGGACCUGCCAGCCUCCGAGCCAGUUGCCCCACGCCUGUCCAUCCCAUGCUGCUCUGCUGCUCUGGCCAAGUCCUCCUUCCCAUCACAAGCCCAGGGAGGAUCUCCAGCUUUGGGAAUAAAUCUGUUACAGUUGUCAAUCAGCAAAA
Messenger RNA from Manis pentadactyla (Chinese pangolin), 868 nucleotides. It is a transcript of the gene RABAC1, whose product is annotated as Rab acceptor 1. Gene Ontology annotation, cellular component: Golgi apparatus. The transcript has 5 exons. The coding region runs from base 165 to 722 and encodes 185 amino acids. The record is from RefSeq and is a predicted model, not a curated record. Lineage: Eukaryota; Metazoa; Chordata; Mammalia; Pholidota; Manidae.